AUGAGGACCAGGAAGCUGCUCUAUCCCAUCGAAAAGGUCUGGGUGGACAAGCAUAAGUACGACGAGGCCGAGAGGCUUCACUACGAGCGAGAAGCAGCUUUAGCCGCCUCGGCUGCCCGGCCUGGCCAAGAGCUGGUCGCCGUCAACGGUUUCUGCCACGAGGAGCGUGCCGAGGAAGAGUUGCAGGCUGAGCUGCGGCGGGCAGGGAGCGGCAAGAAGCAGAAAAAAAGGAAGUGUUCCCCCAAAGCCAGGUCUUGGGACCCCCAAAUAGAUCCCGUCUUGGUGGGGCUGCUGGCUGACCACGUGUGGUUUGACAAGCCGCGCUUUGACCAAGCGGAAUCGGCCUACCACGUCAAGCUUGCCGACUCGUUGCCCACUCUGCCCUCGCUCGGCAGAGACCUGCCCGUCUUGCGCUGCAACCAUGGUGGCCUCACGGCAUGCCACCACGUUGUCCAGGACGUGUGGCUCAACAAAUUCCACUUUGACGACGCAGAGAAGGUCUUUGUCGAACGGUCGCAACUUCUGACGCUCCCCUACUUGCUGCAUCCACCCUCGGUUCUGAAGCUAGCCAGUGCCGGGCCCGUCACGCCGGACGAGGGCUACGUGACGGCCUUGGCUACUCCUUCCACCCCAACGGUGAACGGCAAACCUCCGGGCUCGGGUUUGCGAGCUCUGCUGUCCGAAGUUUGGCUGGAGAAGCCGAUUUACGACGACGCCGAGCGGUGCUUCUACGCCAACAUGUUUGAUGGCCACCCUCCCGGAAAGGUGAGGCUGCAGGAGCGGGGCCACGCGGAUCUCUCCAGAAAGGGCCGGAAAGAGAAGAAGAGCCGGAAUAGCCUAAGGAAGCAGCCGCCGGGCAAGCGGGGGAACACCACCGCCGCUGGGGCUCCGAUGCCCCAGGAAAUUUCAGGAGCUGCACCACCACAACCUCACGCCUGGCACUUUAUGCACCCGGACACGGAAUCUUUGUGGUUCAGCAAACCCACAUAUGACAAUGCAGAAGCCGCCUUCUACGCCUCCCUUGCCCAAGAAGAGGCCACCAGACUGUCUGAAGCCACGCAAGCCGCAGCCACCCAGCCCACCGCCCAGCCUCCGAGCGCACCAGAGCCUGAAUCUAAGUAGGAAAAGAAAAUGGCAAGCCACUUCCUCAUGCACGAGAAGAUCUGGUUCGACAAAUUCAAAUACGACGAUGCUGAGAAGCGGUACUACGAGCAGCUGAACGGUCCGGCCCGCAGCUCUGCCUGCCAGAAGAACGGCGCCAGCACCAUCCUGCGCGACAUUGCCAGAGCCAGGGAGAAUAUCCAGAAGUCACUCGCCGGACAGUCGGGACCAGGAGCUGACUCAGGACCAGCCGGAGACCAAAUCGAGGUGGCCACCAGGAUUGCCAACCUGGAGGCAGAAAACCAACAGCUGCGUAGCGUGGUCACAAACCUCCAAGUGGCGAUCUCCAAACUGGAGUGCCGUCUGAGCGUGCUGGAAAGGGCAUCGGCUUCCCAUCAUCCUUCCCUUCCCUCCACAAAACACGUCACUCCCAUGAAGAAAGUGGAGCCCCUGGCCCUGCCCUGCAAGAAGGUGGUACUCCCUGCGGCCUCACGUGAAGACGAUGAGAUCGACCUGUUUGGCAGCGACGACGAAGAGGAAGACCAAGAAGCUGCCCGCCUUCGGGAAGAGCGGCUAAAGCAGUACGCAGAGAAGAAGUCGAAGAAGCCGGGCCUGAUUGCCAAGUCCUCCAUCCUUCUGGAUGUCAAGCCGUGGGACGACGAAACGGACAUGGCCAAAAUGGAGGAAUGUGUCCGGUCUGUUCAGAUGGAUGGCCUCGUCUGGGGCGCUUCCAAGCUGGUCCCGGUGGGCUACGGCAUCAAGAAACUCCAGAUCCAGUGUGUGGUGGAGGAUGACAAAGUCGGGACAGAUAUCCUGGAAGAGGAGAUUACCAAAUUUGAAGAUUAUGUGCAGAGUGUUGACAUAGCUGCUUUCAACAAGAUCUAACGGCAGACCUUUUACCCUUUCUAAAGCUAAUAAAUGGUUAAGAGUUGGAGAGCAA
Messenger RNA from Protobothrops mucrosquamatus (brown spotted pit viper), 2041 nucleotides. It is a transcript of the gene EEF1D, whose product is annotated as eukaryotic translation elongation factor 1 delta. Gene Ontology annotation, cellular component: cytosol; eukaryotic translation elongation factor 1 complex. Gene Ontology annotation, molecular function: translation elongation factor activity; guanyl-nucleotide exchange factor activity. Gene Ontology annotation, biological process: translational elongation. Lineage: Eukaryota; Metazoa; Chordata; Lepidosauria; Squamata; Viperidae. The transcript is spliced from 13 exons. The record is from RefSeq and is a predicted model, not a curated record.